Molecule: messenger RNA, 1257 nt
Organism: Suillus fuscotomentosus
Lineage: Eukaryota; Fungi; Basidiomycota; Agaricomycetes; Boletales; Suillaceae
Exons: 12
Coding region: 1-1257 (418 amino acids)
Source: RefSeq, a predicted model, not a curated record
AUGCGUUUGGAAGUCGUAUUCACGAAACCGACGCAGCAGGAUCGCGUCAUCCCAAUUUCUGACGACGAAUUCAGCCACUUUGAAGACGCGCUCCAAGUCCAGAUCACGUCCACCCUUCACGAAGCCUUGAUCUCGUGGCUCGCCAAACAGCUCAACCUCACGUUUCUCAUCACGUUCCAUGCCAACAACCGUCUUGUCCAUAGGGAGUCACAGACUUGUGCUCAUGCGACCGUAGAGAACGGUAACGCCUCGUUCGCGUCGCCAUUGGAUGAAACGCACCUCCAUCGACUUGAACAGGAUACCGUUGAUGAUCUCGAUUUCAUUACUCUGGAGCUGGGCGAAAGACGAAGAUGGGACCAAAAAAAAUUGAGAAUUGAGACUACGAACCUCGAGAUUUUUGCAAGAAAUACUGCUGGUUCCGUCGCGGUAGAUUCGUUGCUGGUGCUUCGUGACGAUACUAGGAAGGCUUUGUCACCUUCGUCCCCUGAUGCUGCUCGAUGUAGACACGAAACAUUGAGGAAAGUGAUGGCUCCUCGACGUAAAUUUUUGAAGACUCGUGAAAAGAACUUUGAUUCUCUGAUUCCACGUCCAAGGGGGGCCGCCAAACGCGACUUCGCGUUACAGGACGAAAUGCGUCUCCACGGGGAGGAUGCUACAUACAAUUCAAUACAGGCGAGUGAGCUACCGUCACGGAGUACCUUCGUCCAUUCAUAUCAGCGCAUCAUUUCAUCACCGUUGGUCUUGGCUUCUAUAACCAAGAAGGCCAUGUCGCGAAUACCGUAUCUCGCCAAGUUCGAGCACGGCUGGCCCGUGAAAGAGCUUAUCCAGCAAUAUUUGCAAAACCAUUGCGACUAUGUGAAACGGAAGGGACGCGACAAAUCGAAACCAAAGUCACGGAAGGCAGCGGCAGGUCGCACAAAACAACCUGUUCCCGCAGACUUUGGCGAGUCGCAAGAGAGUGGUGAAAAUACUGAGGACGCCAGAAAGUGCCAACCAGAGGGAAACACCAUCGUGCCAUACCCAUCGUCAAACACGUCGCAUUCCGAGUCGACGGAAUCUGACCUUGACGACUCGUCGAGCUUUCUACAUGAGACCGAAUCAUCUCAAGAUAUCUCGCACUGGCAGGCUCAGGAUGCUUCAGAACACUCGCCAAACGAGGAAGAAUUUCGUGCGACUUCUCCGGUAUCUGAGCUGACCAUGGAGGAAAUCCAGGCUGAAUGGAAGCCAGUGUUCAGAAAGCGUGCCCGAGACUGGUGA